Molecule: messenger RNA, 363 nt
Organism: Penicillium hordei
Lineage: Eukaryota; Fungi; Ascomycota; Eurotiomycetes; Eurotiales; Aspergillaceae
Exons: 1
Coding region: 1-363 (120 amino acids)
Source: RefSeq, a predicted model, not a curated record
AUGAAGGCCGUUACUCAUCAGUGGCUGGACAGCCUUCGUCCUUCAACCAACGACUCUUCCGAGCAUAUUCUUACCAGCACAUUCUCCGAAUUCGUCAUCUCCGAGAAUAAAGGCCUCGCCAGUCACCCCAACUCCAUUUCCGAUCCGGUCUCUUGGAACAUCAACGCUUCCAAAAACGCUUGGUCUAACAAUCCCAAGCAUUUAGACACUCUGCACCAGCGAAUGGCUGCUCACACUUCCAAAGAUUGCUUCCAGAACCUCGCUAAUACUAAGUCAGCUAACGCAGUUAACACUCCGGCUACUACCACCACUACCGCCCCUACUUCAGCCAAUACUCUUAUCUGCAACCCCAUGGUACGCUAA